Puntigrus tetrazona (Sumatra barb) is the source of this 5121-nucleotide messenger RNA. RefSeq names its product interferon-induced very large GTPase 1-like. Gene Ontology annotation, molecular function: GTP binding. The record is from RefSeq and is a predicted model, not a curated record. NCBI's taxonomy places the organism in Eukaryota, Metazoa, Chordata, Actinopteri, Cypriniformes, Cyprinidae.
GUGAAUAUGAACGCAUGUAGAUGGACGGGCUUCGGGUGAGCUGAAGGACAUUCAGAGACGAUGGCUGACAGAGAAGGCAGAUCGGGUGAUCGGAGGACCAGGGAAAGACGUGAAAGGAGCCAGAGCAUGGGAGAACGUCCCAUGAUGGACAGUAGUGCAGAUUUGGAUAGCCCUGACAAAAAUGAACCCAAAAGCAAUGAACAAACAAUGGAGAAUAUUAAAACGUCAGUAACUGAAGAAAAGCACAGGGAAAAAAACAAGGACGUAGGAACAGGAGUUACACCAGAUCGGUGGCUACCAGAAGAGAAUAAAAAAAUUGAUUCUCUAUGUCAAAGACUUCAUUAUGAACAAUGGCGCCAUCACAAACUGAGAGCUACUGAUGUUCUUCAGAUCAACAAACAUUCAUUACAGUCUCUCGAGUCUUGUGCUGAAGAAGAACUAAUUCAGACAUUCAUACAAAAACUAAUGACAAUGAACUACAGAGCAAGAUACAUUCAUGUUAAUAAGGCCAAAGAACAGGUUACAGUGCAACAACGAGAUAGUAACUCUGAAGAUGAGUGUACUAUAUUUGAUCAUUUUGAUAUAUCUUUAUCUAACAAAGGAACAAGUCAAUCUGAUCUCAUUCACCCCAUGGAUAUUCAGAUGGUCGUGUUUCAUUGUGCUGAUAGUUUCCUGAAGCAGCUGAUGUUGACUAAACUUUCUCAGUGUCAGUACGCUCUGCCUCUGCUUGUUCCUGAUCCCGACACACAGCAGGCUGAGUUUCCUCUCUGGACCUUCAGAAAAAUCAACAAGAGCUGGAAGAUGAGAAACACCAAUAAUGAGAACAUCAGUCAAACCCAGCCGAUCUACAAGACACAAACUCCAAUGGUUUUUUUCUUCAGGUUUGGCUCUGUGUCUUCAUCCAAGUCUCAGCUGAUGAACUGUCUGAUCAAUGAGAAGCACAACACGUUCUUCCACAGGAACUGUACAGGGAGUAGCAAAACCAGAGUCCUGAUGGAUGGAGUGGUGGAGAUCGCCUGGUUCUGCCCCUCUGGGAAAAACACAGAUAAAUUCAAUGACUGUGUAGCGUUCUGUAAUCUACACGGUGAUGCAGGAGACCAUGAGAAACAGCUGCAGAUCCUCACUAAAAUGAGCUCCGUCAAUGUUGUUCUUCUACCACGAUUUCAGAGGAAUGACAGAAGUGCAAAAAUAAUCCAAAACCUGUUUGAAGACAGAAAGCCACUCAUUUGUAUUUUUACUGAAGAUGAUUCUACUGUAACUGAGAUGAAGAAAGGGAAAUUCAAAAUUGGUUUGAAAGACAGAAAUCAGUCAGAUGUAUCUGAAGACCUCAGAAGAGUUAUAAAUGAUUGUCUCUCAAAAUCAUCUUCCACUUUCAGACUUGAAGAUGUGUCCAAACAGUCAGACAUUAGAGUAGAUGAAAAAAAUGAUGAUGACUGCAGGAGAGGAAGAGAGGCAGCACAGCAGAUGAUUAGUUUACUGGAGGAGAAAGAUCUGACCAAAAUCAAAGAAUUAUUUCUGCCUCAUCAGGGACAACUGUGGCAUCAGUGGUGUCAGAAGAACAAAGAACUACAUCGACCUCGAGGAGAUGAGAUUGAAAUGGACAUUAGUAGAAAACACACAGACUUGAAGAAAAUCCGUGAACAGCAGCACAUAACUGACAUCAGUGAGUUCAUGAAGCUCUUUAUUAAUGAAAUUUGUUCAAAUGCUGUAACUAAAAAUACAUAUUUUCUAAAAUGGCUUGAAAUAUUCCUGGAUGAAUAUAUGACUGCUGGAUUUUCUACUAUACAAGACAAAUAUGAUGAAAAGUGGUCAACAGUUGUAAGACUAAAAGAGAAUUAUGAUAAAUUGGAACAACUGACAGCUGAACAAACUGAACUAGACAGAAUAUCUGAGGAACUGCAAGCUUCAUCCUUUGGUUUGGAGCACAUCAUGAGGGAGAUCGGUCAGAUCUAUGAAUCAUGUUCAUCUGUGAAGGAGAACAAGAAAGACCUGCAGGUUCUUCUCUUCUCUCCGGGUCUUGCAGCAGAGAUGAUGAUCUCUGGAUCUCCACUGGAGCUGAUGGAUGGAGAUGCUGCUCAUGUUCCUGUGAUCUGGAUCUCUGCUGUUCUAGAUCAACUCGUCCAGAAACUGGGAGACCAGAGAGUCUUUGUGCUGUCAGUUUUAGGGAUCCAGAGCUCUGGGAAAUCCACCAUGCUGAAUGCCAUGUUUGGACUCCAGUUUGCUGUCAGUGCUGGCAGAUGCACCAGAGGAGCUUUCAUGCAGCUGGUCAGAGUCUCAGAUGAAAUGAAAACACAGAUGAACUUUGACUAUAUUCUGGUUGUUGAUACUGAAGGCCUUCAUGCUCUAGAACUGGCUGGAAGAUCAACAAAGGAUCAUGACAAUGAACUAGCCACAUUUGUUGUUGGUCUUGCAAAUUUGACUCUGAUCAACAUUUUUGGAGAAAACCCAUCUGAGAUGCAGGAGAUUCUUGAGAUUAUUGUUCAAGCCUUCAUGAGGAUGAAGAAGGUCAAACUGAAUCCAAGCUGUGUGUUUGUGCAUCAGAACGUCUCAGACAUCACAGCUGAAGAGAAAAAUAAGGAGGCAAGAAGACGACUGCAGGAGAAACUGGAUGAAAUGACAAAACUAGCUGCUGAAGAGGAAGUCUAUGAUGCAGAAUAUUUCAGUGAUAUAAUUAGAUUUGAUGUUCAGAAAGAUGUGACAUAUUUUGCUCAUCUCUGGGAAGGAAACCCACCAAUGGCACCACCAAACCCAAUCUACUGUGAGAAUAUUCAAGAACUUAAGAAAAUUAUUAUGUCUCAUGCAGAAAAAUCUGAUAAAAUGAUGCUGGCACACUUAAAAGUUUGCAUUAAAGAUCUCUGGGAUGCUUUGUUAAAGGAACAAUUUGUCUUUAGCUUCAGAAAUUCUCUGGAGAUUUCAGUCUACAGGAAACUGGAGACCAAAUACAGCAAGUGGUCCUGGACUCUUCGUAGUGCCAUGAUGGAAACUGAGAACAAACUGCACAACAAAAUAGAAAAUGAAGCAAUUCAUGAGAUUGAAGAAACUGCUCUUCACAGAGAAAUGAAGGAAACGAGUGAAGAAGUGGAAAAAUCAAUGACAGAAUUCUUUGAGAAAGACACAGAUGCAAAUAUAUUGAUUCACUGGAAAUCAUCAUUUGAAAUCAAAAUCAGAGAUGUUCAGGAAAGCAUUGUGAAAGAAACAAAGCGAAAAUUAAGUGAGAUUCUUCAACAGAGAGACCUAAAGAAAAAGAUAGAUGCUCAGAGGACACAUCAUGAAAACACUCUCUAUGAAAAGAGCAAAGAACUUGCUCUAAAACUUAAGCAGAAAGCAAAAAAUGAAGAAACACUGAAAAAAGAAUUUGAUUUGUUUUGGCAACAGAGCGUAAAGAAGAUCAUUAGAGAAACUCCUGCAAUCAAAAACAUUGACAUAAUAGCAGAUGUAAAAAGGCUUCUCAGUGAAAUACAUCAGGGUUAUGUCCCUGUAGAACAGAGAAAAGAAGGCAGUGAAUACAAUAUUUUAAAUGUGAUAAGUUAUUGUGAAUAUGUUAUUUUAAAGAGAUCGACAAAAAAAGAGAUUAGAGACACUGCAAAGAGCCCUUGCCGAACAGUAAAAGCAUCAUUUGGACAUGCUCAAAGUUUGUCUAUAGAGGAUGAAGCCCAGAUCAAAUCAUUAGUCACAGAUGUUGCUCAUCAGACAGACACAAUGAUUCAGUCAUUUAACAUUUCCAAGAUGGGGUACAACAUCAGCUGUAUUCAAAAACUUACAGAUUACAUAAAGACGAGAGUAACGGAACAUCAGGAAGGACAAGUGAAAUAUGUAUUCAAGAAACAGUUCUUUCUAGAUUUAGAUCUUUACACCUGUCAGAGAGCAAAGGAGAAUAUCACUGAUCAACAAAGACUGUUCAGGGAAGCCAAUGAUCCUGUUCUCUAUUUGGAAAGGAAAAGGGAAGAGUACUACAAUAUUUUCCAAAAAUACUGUCAAGGAGCUGCAUCAGCUGCCAUUUUUGGAGAGAUCAUCUGUCAGAAACUGAAAGAGCCCAUUGAGCAGAGCGUCUACAAGAAGACUGCCAGAGAUCUGACAGGUGAAAUAAGAUCAAACUGUGAAUCACUGAAUGGAAACAGAUCAAAUCUGGAGAAACACAUCUUAAAGACACUGGCAGAAGAGGAGAACUUUGACAAAUACAUGAACUACAUUAAUACACCCAGAGAUUACUUCAAAAGUUUCAUCAGAGAUGAAGCCAAUCGCUACAUCAAUGAUAAGUUCAGUGUCAGUGUUUUACCCAAGAUGAAGGAGAACAUUAAACUCCUGCAGCAGAAGAUUUUGGAGGCAGCUCAUGAAGCUACUGAUCAUGUUCAAAAGAGCAGAGAAAAUGUUGGUUUGUGGUUGAAGAGUUUCACACAGCAGCUCUCAGACGAGCUGAUCUUCUCUGAAAAAGACUUCAGUGGAGUCAAACAUGAUGAUGUUGAUGAUUUCAACCUCCUAGAAGAUGUGAUAAGACAAGAACUUCCUGCUAUAAUGUCAGACAUCAACAGUAGAUUCAACACAAAUACCUUUCCAGUAAAUUUGGAUUACAAGUUCAGGCCAGAUAAGCUUCUGAUUGAUCACUUCUGCAAAUGCUGUUGGGUUCAGUGUCCGUUCUGUAAAGCCAUCUGCACCAACACUAUAGAAAACCAUGAUGGAGAUCACAGUGUUUCCUUUCAUCGUGUUAUAGGACUAAACGGAAUACAUUACUGUAAUACAGAGCACCUGUCUGCCCAUAUCUGCACAUCAGCAAUAGCAAACAGUGCUCUAUAUUUUUAUCCCAAUGAAUUACAAAAAGUCCUCUGGAGAGAUUACAGAACAGCAGGAGAAGAUUAUGCAAAGUGGAGCAUCACCUCUGAUCUAUCUGAACUGCCCUACUGGAAAUGGUUUGUGUGUCACUUCCAGGAGGAUCUGAAAAAAUACUACAGUAAAUUUGAUGGACAGGGUAAGAUCCCCGAUGAAUGGAAGAAAUACACUAAACACAUUUCUCUAGAGACUUUGGAUAAAUACAUUUAGUUUCUCAUUUGUAAGUCAUUUUGUUUAUCACAUUAAAUUCUCAGUUCUCUGAAUACUGUACAUUUGAGAACAGUGCAAAGAUUUUCA